AUGGACCCUCCCUCGGAGCCCAUCACCCGCCGCGGCUCCACCGAGCUGGAACCGUCGGAGAUAGGCGGCCAGUACGUGGAGCAGACUUCGGGCCUAGCAUUCCUCCACCGCGCCCACAUGCGACUCUCGUCACAGAGCUGGAGGCCCAACACCGGCUUGGCCGCCGAAGGCCCCACUAGCUCCCAGUCCUUGAUGACGGCCGGCGACAAGCCCAUCCUCGACUCUCAGCCUGAUGGUCUGCCGCUCAGGGCCGCCUCGCUGAUGGCCUUUUACUUUGACACCUGUGUGGUGACCUACCGUGUUCUGCAUCGACAGACCACCGAGGGCUGGCUGCGGGCCAUGGAGCAGGCGGAGAGCGUAGCCCAGCCUGGAAGCUCGGCUCAGAUCGGCGGGGCCAAGGCUGCAGUCGUCCUGACCGUGCUGGCCAUCUCUAUCCAGAAGCGGGCCAGGAUGUCGAUGCACUCGACGCCGGGCCGAGAAGGAUGCGACGAGGACGAGGUUUUGCGCGAAUGCGACCCAUACUUCUCCUUGGCCGCCGGGCUCAUCCGUGUCGAAACAGGACUGCCAAAAUUAGAGUCUGCUCAGGCCCGCCUGCUCCAGGUCCUGUACCUUCUCCAGACCUCGCGCGUCAACCAGGCCUGGUACUUGCUGGGCACGGUGUCCCAGAUCGUCUCGGCCUUGGGACUGCACCGGAAGCCGAGCCGGAGAGCAGCUGCGCCUCCACGAGACUACAUCCGGCAGCAGUGCGGUCGCCGGACCGUUUGGGUUCUCUACACCAUUGACGUCCAUCUCAGCGUCGUCCUGGGACGCCCGCGGUACCUCCACGACGACGACAUUGACCGGGAGUACCCCGACUCCAUUGCCGACGAGGAAAUGACGCCAGAGGCGACUGUCGCGGCCAUGGGAGAAGGCGAGGACAGCCCCAUGGAGGCCGUGGUGCAGCAUGCCAAGCUCGGGCGCAUCACCGCCGCCACCUGCCGCGAUGUGUGCGCCAUCGGGCCGACGCCAUCGCGCAGAGAUCCGCUGCGGCUUGCCGCGGGGUUUGACGAGAAGCUCCACGAGUGGCGAGCUGCCCUGCCGCCGCUUCUGGGCGCCGUUAGACCCUCCAGUCUGGUGCCCAGCUUCCGUCGACAGGCCGUGGCCUUGCGACUCGCCCAUGCGCACGCCAUCAUGCAUGCCACCCGGCCCUUUCUUCUCCUGAGCCGGAGCAGGCCGCGCGAGGGCGAGGGGGAGCCGCGAGCCAUGGUGGUCGAGUGCCUCAAGGCUGCGCGCACCGCGCUGGAGCUAGUGGGCUCGAUCGCGGGGGACGAGUCGCUGUUCCAUGCCUUUUGGUGGAGCCACUAUGUCACAUUUUGCGCCAUUGCCGUUAUUUUUGUCUGGGAGAUUCAGCAGUCCGGGGGCUCCGACGGGCAGGAGCAAGCACCCGAGCUCUUUGCCCUGGCCGAGCGCUGCCACGCACAUCUUGCCCGUGUUCUGUUUGCUGACGCUCCCGGGCGUAGAUACACCGUCAUCCUGGAAGAACUGCGGUUGGAGGCGAGGCACCAGUCUGCCAAAAACACGCCGACAGCACCAGUCGAUGGACUUUUACAUGUGCCGGUGGAAACGGCCAUGUCCGACCUCCAGUUUCCAGCCGACUUUUAUGACUGGACGCCGACAGAUUGGCUGGAACUGGACGCGUCGGCGUUUCCGCAGUUGGAUGAGCUGGGGUUCUGA
Molecule: messenger RNA, 1713 nt
Organism: Gaeumannomyces tritici R3-111a-1
Lineage: Eukaryota; Fungi; Ascomycota; Sordariomycetes; Magnaporthales; Magnaporthaceae
Exons: 2
Coding region: 1-1713 (570 amino acids)
Biological process (GO): positive regulation of transcription by RNA polymerase II; DNA-templated transcription
Cellular component (GO): nucleus
Molecular function (GO): sequence-specific DNA binding; zinc ion binding
Source: RefSeq, a predicted model, not a curated record